Molecule: messenger RNA, 960 nt
Organism: Cryptomeria japonica (Japanese cedar)
Lineage: Eukaryota; Viridiplantae; Streptophyta; Pinopsida; Cupressales; Cupressaceae
Exons: 4
Coding region: 1-960 (319 amino acids)
Source: RefSeq, a predicted model, not a curated record
AUGGGGAUCAAUGAAUCCAAUACAGGGAGCAUUGGUAGUGUUGAUUAUGCUGCUUCUAGAACAGUCGGUGUUGUAGAUACUGUUGGGUAUUCGGAGAUAGUUGUGGCCGCUAAUGGGACUAUUGAUCUUAUCACUAUUGUUGAUGGUGUUAUUGGUUCGAUUGAUGGGACAACUGACAUUGCGGAUGGUUUUACUGGGGUCUUUAGCUUCAAUGGGACAAUUGUGAUGGCAGGGGGCCCCGCCGCGAGUGUUGUAGGGAGCGGCUGCAGCAGUGGGUGCUGCAAGGAGCGACUGCGACGGUGGGGGCCAGUAAGGCGAAGCCGCCGGGAAGGUGAGGCCGCAGCGGCAGGAGGCCGAAGGCCGGGGCUGGGAGGCGGCAGGGGACCGGAGACCGGUGGCGGCGGGCCCAGUCUAAUAGGUCUGGCGGGGGCCGGACUGUCAGACCAGCUCCAGGGUACAGAAAUUUGCAUAAAAACAAAGCUCAAAAAAACUUUUCAAAAAACGGAGGUGGCUAGUGGGUGGCCCUCCGGUGGUGGCCUGGUGGAGCUUCGGUGGCCGACGACUGUACCCGGUGGUCGAGCGGGGCUAGUAGGCACUACGGGUGGCGGGGUGGGCAACAAUGGGCCAGAGGCUAGCGGGGGUACAGCUGCGGCGGCUCCGGGCUGGAGGCUAGCAGGAGAAGCCAGGGAGCUGGGCGCUACAGCGGUGAUGAUGGCCAGGGAGCGGCAGCAGCGGUGGUGGGGAGUUGCAGGGAGGUCGGGGAGGCGCGGACACAGCGGUAGGGCCAGGGAGCUGCAGGGAGGCUGGGGAGGCACGGACGCAGCGACCGAUGGGACCGGUGACGGCGGGGGUCGGGCCGACGAUAGCUGGAGAGUCGGCAGGGGCCAGGAGGGAACCGACGACGGUUGUACAAUAGGGCCUGCAGCUUGGCAGGGGGGCCCACGGUCUAAUCCAUUUUGA